Messenger RNA from Astrephomene gubernaculifera, 2764 nucleotides. The record is from the annotation of a GenBank genome assembly. NCBI's taxonomy places the organism in Eukaryota, Viridiplantae, Chlorophyta, Chlorophyceae, Chlamydomonadales, Astrephomenaceae.
CUAGUAGGUAGUCGUCGGCCUUGCCCGCCACGUAAGCCGGUUUCGGCCAUCGAUGGCCUCUGAUGCCUCCAGCCCGUCGUUUGGCUGCAACUUGCUACAGUUACCUAAAGAAUUGCUGUCAGUCGUCUUGAGCCGCUUGUCUUGGCGCGACGCUUUACGCGCAUCGGCAACAUGUCACUGCCUCCACGAUCUCGUCUUCAGCCAGAACUCCUGCCUCUGGACGCACACCCUACGCCUUCCCAUUUCAGCGCUGCCAGGACCAGCCAUUUCGACCCUCUUGCUGCCUCAGCUCCACACCCUCACCAUAACUGCGGGCAAUGACAAAGACGAUGCCGUCCGCCCCUCCUCGGACGCUGCAGCCCUCAUAUUGCACGCCUGGCUGGAACGCCUUCUCCCGCACCACCCUCCCCCGGCCGCAGCCCCUGGUCAUCCCUCUCCGCUCUGUAACAGCGGCGAUGCCAACACCAGCCCUGCCACCCCAGCAGCCAUUCCAUCAGCCACACCAGCAGCGGCCCCCCUGCCGCCACCAGCUGCGCUGCCCGGCCCCCCGCUGCCGGCUGCUGCCCCCCUCUGCAACCUGCGGGAGCUGCAGCUGCACCUGGACGUGCUGCCCGCCAGCGCGCUGCUGCUGCUGCGGCUGGCUCCCCAGCUGAGCCGCCUGAGCUGCCUGUGCCUGCACGCGGGCGCACACAACGGCGCACCUCAGCAGCAGCAGCAGCAGCAGCGGCAAGUGGAGGGCCAGCAGAAGCAGCAGCGGCAGCAGCUAUUGCAGCAACGGACGCAGCAAUGUGGGCAGGUGAAGCGGGAAACACAGCAGUCACCUCCACCACCGCAGCAGCAGCAGCAGCAGAUGGAGGAACAAAAAAGAGAUGGCAUCGACCACCCGGCACACCAGCAACACCAACAGCAGCACCAGCAGGACCUCUUCUCACGCCUCUCCCAGCAGCUCUCCUCCCUCUCCCUCUCCUGCCCGGCCUGCCUAGACGCCCUCUUCUCCCACCUGCUCAGCACUACCACCGGCCCCCAGCCCCCCCUGCCGCCACCCCGCCUGACCCACCUGUCCGCCGCACCGCACCCGGCAGUCACCGGCGCCCUGGCGGCGGCGGCGGUCCAUGCGGCGCUGCCUCGGGCUCACCAGGCGCGAGCCGCCGCCGCCGCCGCCUCUGCUGCCGCCUCUCGGCAAAGCCACCUGGUGGUGACCGCCCUGGGUAAGGCGGCCUACCUGGCUAGGCUGCAGCACCCGCCACCUCCGGCACCACCGCCCUCCGCCGCUGCUGCCGCAGGGGGAGAAGAAGGAGAAGAGGAAGAAGAAGGGCGCGGCGACUGCAGCGCUUCUUCCUCUGAGUCCUCCGACUCGCCACACGACCACCCACAGCAAGGGCAACAGUCGCCCCCAGCAUCCCCCUCCCCUGCGCUCCUCAUCCCGCCCGCCCCCUCCCCCUCUCGCCUCCUCCUGACCUGUCUCGAGCUCCGAGGCGUCCGCCUCUCCCCCUCCCUCGCUCGCAGCGCCUUGCCCUGCCUGCCCCACCUGCGCUCCCUCUCCCUCGCGCACGUCUCCGUCGCCCCCAGCCACCCAGCCGGUUGGGACUGGCUGGGCGACUGCUCCGCCCUCACCCGCCUCGCACUGCUCCCCGGCUGCCCCCUCACACCCGCACGCCUGGGCCUAGCACACCCCGCCCUCUCCCGCCUCACCGGCCUGCAACAGCUGGAGGCCCCCGCAUGGGGCCUGCCGCGGGAGGCCCCCGCCAACCUGGCGCCCCUCACUCGGCUGACGCGGCUGGUCGCAGCCGCCGCCAGCUCCCUGCCGUACGUCGUACCGCAACCCCUGCCGUACGUCCAGGUGUUUGGAUGCGCGGGUUUCCUAGGCGGCACGCCGCUGGGGGGACAUCUGGCGGCGCUGAUGCCGGCGUUGACGGAGCUGCGGGCGCUGGAUCCAACCGAGUACGACAGCUUGGAUCUUGUUGCCGCCGCCGUUGCCGGCAGUGGAUUUGGUAUUGGUGUUGGCAAUGGGUUUGUGACUGGUAUCGGUAUCGGCGGCGGUGCGUUGUUGAAAAGAGGCGGGCGGCGGGGGACAGCUGCUGCUGCUGUCCAUGCGCCGGGCCCCACUGCCUCCUCCGCUCGCAGCCGGGUGGCUGCUGCGGUGCUGCCGCUGGACGUGCACAGCUGCGUGCGGCUGCACACGUUCGGGUCGCUGCGGCGGCUGGAGCUGGUGGGGGGCAGGGCGGGGGCGCUGGGGCAGGUGCUGGCGCCGCUGAGGGGCCUCACCAGUCUGACCCUGCGCUGGGCGUCCCUGCCGGACAGCGAUGACGAGGACGAAGAUGAGGAGGAGGAGGAAGAGGAGGAGGAAGAGGGCCCGCUACCGUUAGCCCUCCGCGUCAGCAGCAGUAAGAGCUCCUGGCGGCCGACAGCAGCAGCAGCAGCAGCAGCUGGAGGAGGAGGCGCGGGGGGCAGCUUUGGCAACGGCCGCUGCGGAGACAGCAGCGACAGCAGCACCAGCAGCGGCAACAACAGCGAGCGCAGCAUCAGCAGCGAUAGCGAUAGCGCCACUAGCGGCAGCACCGACCGUACUGACGGCCAGGCGGCGCAGCAGCAGCCUCAGCAGGGCGGCGGCGGCCGCACCCCCGCCCCCAGCCCCUGCCCCAGCUCCCCGACCCCCGCUGUGACCUGGGCUCGGCGGCUGGCGGGGCGGCUACCCGCACUCAGUGAGCUGGUGCUGGAGCAUGUGGCCGGGCUGGAGGGAGCGGAGGGGCAUGACGUGCUGGAG